GGCUGUUGGAAGACCCACCGUACUCAAUGGGAGAGGACGAGUCUUGGAGAGAGGGAGGCUGGAGCGCGCAGAGGACAAAGAGGUGCAAUGCAUGGGGGUGGCGUGGGGUUAGGGGGAAGGAGGAAAGAGCCCCCCACUCCAUGGGCAUAGCCAGGAGGGGUUGCAGCUGCACCCCGCCCCCCUAAAUCGAGUAAAUAAAUAAAAAUACUUAACUAAAAGUAGAAAUUGUAGAUAGGUGGUUUUUUUUUUAAAAAAAAAAUAUUAACAGUUUAACAUAACAAAUUCUCAAAACAAAUCAUCUUCAUUAUUUCCCCCCCUUUUCCCCUCCCACCUCCCCAACAAACCCUCCCUCCCCCCCCCACUUCCCUCAGCUCCUCUCUCUGAUUUCUCAACUCAUAUUAUUCUCUGCGUACUGUAAAAUUGUAUACAGCCUUAUAUUAUCUGUCUACUAUAUUAACCCUCAAUAAAUCUGUGCAUGUUUAUUCAAAACCUGCCAAGGAGUCCAGUUGUCUUUUAAAAUAAUUUGUAAAAAGUUCCCGUUCUUCUUUAAAGCCACAAAAAUUGUAGAUAGGUUUUGGAGCACUUGGGGUCAAAAGGAAGCAAUUUGAAACAACGCUGGUGGAGACUUUUCAUUCUGAAUCUGCUAGGCAAGAGUCAGGCUGAGGAUUAUGACAGGUGGGUGGGUGUCCUGCUCCCCACCCCUCAACAUAAAUCCUGGCUACGCCCAUGCCUCAGGGUGUUGGGUCUGAUCUGUGCAAUUCGGCUGCAAGGUGUGGGAGAAACUGCUGCAGAAAUUGCAGGGCAAAAUCCUCUUGGAAGCCCCUCAAUAUCCCCAGGGGCAUAUUCAGCUUGGGUAGGGGGACCAGAUAGAAUAGAAUAGAAUUUAUUAUUUAUACCCACCCAUCUGGCUGGGUUUCCCCAGCCACUCUGGGCAGCUUCCAACAAAGCAUUAAAAUACAGUGGUCUAAAUAAAUAAAUAAAAACAAUACAGUGGUCUGUGAAACAUUAAAAGCUUCCCUAAAGAGGGCUGUCUUCAGAUGUCUUCUAAAAGUGUGGUAGUUCUUUUUGACAUCUGAUGGGAGGGCGUUCCACAGGGCGGGUGCAACUACCGAGAAGGCCCUCUGCUUGGUUCCCUGUAGCUUCACUUCUCGCAGUGAGGGAACCGCCAGAAGGCCCUCAGAGCUGGACCUCAGUGUCCGGGCAGAAUGAUGGGGGUGCAUUGGUGAAGAGGAAGCAGCAUUUGGGAGUGGGGUGAGGGGAACAACAACAACUUAUUUAUACCCUGCACAACAACAACAAUUUAUUUAUACCCCACCCAUGUGGCUGGGUUUCCCCAGCCACUCUGGGUGGCUCCCAACAGAAUAUUACUGGAAAAGCAAUAAAACAUCAAACAUUAAAAACUUGCCUAAGCAGAGCUGCCUUCAGAUGUCUUCUUAAAGUGAGAUGUAAGGAUUGACAUGCUGGCCUGUGCUUUUUUUAGAGAGCUCACAUAGCUUAGCCAGGGGGCUGCAACUGCUCCCCCUAAAUCAAGUAAAUAAAUAAAAAUGCUUAACUAACUGACCAAUUGCAUCACAGAGAACUCAGUUCUGCCCCCCUAACAUAAGGCUUGGUUGGACAGUGUUCUCGAAGCUACAAACAUGAGUUUGACCAAACUGCGGGAGGCAGUGGAAGACAGGAGUGCCUGGCGUGCCCUGGUCCAUGGGGUCACGAAGAGUCGGACAUGACUAAACAACUAAACAACUAAACAACAACAACAACAUAAAGCUUGUUCCCCCUGAAAUAAAUCCUGGCUAUGCCCAUGCAAACUCAUAGAGCGUUUACAUGACACCCUCCCCAAUAAUAUUCAGUUUCAUCGGACUCUUAAAUCAAAAAGGGAGUUCCUGGCCAUGUUUGCCUCCUGGGGGGAGCAAGUUCCAUAGUUUGACGAUGUGAUUCAUGAAGAAGUGCUUCCUUUCUUUCUCCUAAAUCUUCCAACGUUCAGCUUCAUGGGAUGCUCAUGAGAGAGGGAGAAGAAAAAUUCUGUAUAUUCUCUUUCUCCAGGGUCUGGAUAAACAUUCAAAGAGGUGGCUGUGCAUUUCACUGAAGAGGUAUUGGGCCCUGCUGGAUCCAGACCAAAGGUCAUGGAGGCGAAUUAUGAGACACAGUCCACUCUAGGUAAGGACACAUUCCCCCCGCCCUUCCCCCGUUCUUUGAUUGAAAGACAUUUGGGGCAUAUUCCCCAUUUAAUAUUUAUACCCCGCCCAUCUGGCUGGGUUUCCCCAGCUACUUUGGGCGGCUCCCAACAGAAUAUUAAAAACACAAUAAAGCAUCAAAUAUUUAAAACUUACCUAAACAGGGCUGCCUUCAGAUGUCUUCUAAAAGUCAGACAGUUGUUUAUUUCCGUGACAUCUGAUGGGAGGGCAUUCAACAGGGCGGACGCCACUACCAAAAGGGCCCUCUGCCUGGUUCCCUGUAGCUUCACUUCUCACAGUGAUGGAACUGCCAGAAGGCCCUUGGAGUUGGAUGUCAGUGUCCCAUUUGGAUGAUGGGGGUGGAGACACUUCUUCAGGUAUACAAAGCUGAAGCCAUUUAGGGCUUUAAAGUCAGCACCUAACUUUGAAUUGUGCUCAGAAAUGUACUGGGAGCCAAUGUAGGUCUUUCAGGACCGGUGUUAUAUGGUCUCGGCGGCUGCUCCCAGUCACCAGUCUAGCUGCCGCAUUCUGGAUUAGUUGUAGUUUCCAGGUCACCUUCAGUGGUAGCCCCACAUAUGUCUAGAAAAGGAACCUGGCUGCACACAGAGGAUCCUAUGUUCAACCUCUGGCAUCUCCAUGGGGGAAAAGGGAUCAGCUAGCAGCUGGUGGGAAAGCCCUGAGAUCAUGGGAGAUCCACCUGCUAGUUGAAUGAGUCCAUGCGGAGGUUUGAUGAAGAAUCAGUUUGACCGGGCAUGAGGAAGCCUCCAAAUGUUCUUGAGGGCUUUUUAAGUGUUUGAAAAGGUCCCAUCUCUGCCCCAAGGCCAGAAGGCCUGCCCUUUCCACAGCAGGACAAGGAAAAGGCAGGUGCCCCAAACGCCAAAACAGCAUCUUCUUCUGAAUAUCCAGUAGGUAACUGAUGCUCCACUUGUUUUCCCCCCAAAAAUUCCUUCCAGUAGCACCUUAGAGACCAACUAAGUUUGUUAUUGGUAUGAGCUUUCGUGUGCAUGCACACUUCUUCAGAUACCCGAUCAGAUGUUUGAGCAGCUUGUUGGAGACAUGUGGCAUAGUUUCCUUGCAUAUUCAGUAAGAUAAGUGGAUUGUAGAGGGUUCUUAAUUCUAAGACCCUUAGGUAUAAUGUACAGGUUCUUGCAUUUAGUCAGAAAGAAGGUGUCAGUCUGUACCUGUGCAAGUUUCUUGGUGAUGGUUGAUGGACUUCCAUUUCAUGCGGCUAAGUGUGGUGCCUUCCAUAGUUCUAGUUACAGGUAGGUAGCCGUGUUGGUCUGCCGUAGUCGAAACAAAAAAAAUUCCUUCCAGUAGCACCUUAAAGACCAACUAAGUUUGUUAUUGGUGUGAGCUUUUGUGUGCAUGCACACUUCUUCAGAUACCCAAAGUCAGAAUAAUGGCUGAGAUCCUGGAGGUCCACUGUUAGGUGGUGCAGGGAAUCCUUAGCUAGCAGUACAAUGCUCCCACAUUUCUUGGGAAUGCUAAAACCAGAGAAGGAGCAAAUUGGGGUCAACCUGUGAUAAUAUCCCAUGUUUCUACCUUGAAGUUCAUACAUAUAUUUUUUUCCCUCAUCCCCCAGGGAAUGACGGAUUGAGCAGUGAGAAAUAUAUGGAAAAAUAUUUGGUGUCAAUGGAAAAAGCCGAGCAUGAAUCAGGAAAAAAGAUGCUUGGAAAUCAAAGAGGACCAAAAAGGGAUGAGAGAAACCACUCAGAGGAUAGGAGGAAGGAGUUCCCUGCUUCCCAGAGUGCUGUUGUCCAGGAACCCCUGAUCCAACAGGAAGAUCACAAAAGGAACAGCAGUAAAACAUGCCUGGUGUGUGGAAAAGCAUUUAGACAUCAAUCGAACUUAAAUAUACAUUGCAGAAUCCACACAGGAGAGAAACCAUAUACAUGCACCGAGUGUGGGAAGAGCUUCAAUCUGAGAAGCAACCUUACUAGACAUAAAAACACACAUACAGGUGAGAAGCCGUAUAAAUGUAUGGAGUGCGGGAAGUGCUUCAGUGACAGCAGUAGCCUCACUCGACAUCAAGCCACCCAUGCGGAGGAGAAACCAUACGCUUGCAUGAAUUGUGGAAAGAGCUUUUGUGUGAGGAGUAGCCUCCUUUUACAUCAAAGAACACACACAGAGGAGAAGCCAUUUAAAUGCGCCGAGUGUGGAAAGAGCUUCAUUGAGGUCAGUAGCCUUACUAAACAUCAGAGAAUCCACAGAGGGGAAAAGCCAUUUAAAUGCAAAGAGUGCGGAAAGAGCUUCAGUCAGAGUGGUAACCUGACGUUACAUCAAAGAACACACACAGGGGAAAAGCCAUGUCAGUGUACUGAGUGUGGAAAGUGCUUCCGUAGCAGCAGCAGCCUUACAUUACAUCAGAGAAUCCACACGGGGGAGAAACCAUAUACAUGCAUCGAGUGUGGGAAAAGCUUCAGCGCUCGUAGUAGCUUUACUUCACAUCAGAGAACGCACACAGAGGAGAAGCCGUUUAAAUGUGUGGAGUGUGGGAAAAGCUUUAGUCAGAGCAGUAGCCUGACGACACAUCAGAGAACGCACACAGGGGAGAAGCCGUACAAAUGUGUCAGCUGUGGGAAGUGCUUCAACGACAGCAGUGGCCUUACUUUACAUCAAAGGACCCACACAGGGGAGAGACCCUUUAAAUGCACGGUGUGCGGGAAAAGCUUCAGUCUGAGUAGUAACCUUAGCAGACAUCAAAAAACACAUACGGGAAAGAAGCCGUAUAAAUGUAUGGAGUGUGGAAAGUGCUUUAUUGACAGCAGUGCUCUUACUUUACAUCAGAGAACGCACACAGGUGAGAAACCAUUUAAAUGCACGGUGUGUGGAAAGAGCUUCAGUGCAAACAGUCGGCUUGCUAGACAUCAAAGAAUACAUACGGGAGAGAAAACAUGGUGUGGGAAAAGCUUCGGUGACAAAGCAAACCUUUCGGGACAUCAGAAAACCCACACAGGCGAAAACCUGUAAAACUGCAUGGGGUGUGGACAUUGGAAGACUUCCUAAACACUAAAACACACAGUGGCGAAGUUAUGGAAAGGUACGAAGUGUGGUUUGGCUACAGUGACAUACGCUUUAGUUAACAUCCAGCAGCCAGAUUUUCAGCUGGUAACCAAACAGUUAAACCCCUGUGUUGCAAACAAUUAUCGUAAUAUCCAAGGCAACACGAUGACCAAGUACAACAAUGCGAUGUCAAUAUAAACCCUUUAUAUAAUCUAUACAGAACAUUGAACAGUAUGAAAUAUAUGAAAUGCACUCUCUGCAAAACCAAAUAAACAGAAAUCUUAUACAUCUCUGAAAGUCACAAAAUAUGCACUCUUGAUGGAUUCUCUUGAAAACAGAACCAAAUGAAAGUCUUAUAAGUCUCUGGAAGUCUUUGUAGACUAUGCAAGUUUCUGAAAGAAGCAAUGGGACAGAUUCUUAUCUGGUGAAAACAAGCAGUAAAGCUUUGUUUUAUGACGUCCAACGCUGCUGAAGUGGUCCGCAAACAAAUGUAGUGAACAGUGAUUUCGGAUAUACCCACUGUUAUGUGGAAUUCUUCUUCAGCACAGCAGAAGGAUACAGAAAUGCUUCAUAAACCCAUCUAUAUGGUGAAUGGAAUUGUAUAACAACCAUUCCUAUGGAGUAGUGGUCAUAAAGGUAUGUAGCCCUUGCUACUGACUGCAUGUUGCAGGAAACCAUCAAGAGUGCAAAUUUUGUGACUGUCAGAGAUUUAUAAGAUUUUCAGCUGGGGCUGGUUAUAGCCUGGGAAACAUACAACUCCCUUGUUACAACAGCUCCACCAGGAGUACCAGUCUGUUUUGGGCACAAGUGCUGGUUGUGAACUAUAUAUGACUCAUGUCCAAGCUAUCUGAAUUACUGUGUUCCCCCAUUUGCAACUGCCCAGGUUCUGAGGUCUUCAAGGUCUUCUCUUGGCCCCACCAGCCUGACAGGCUCCUUGGAUAGGGCCUUCUCCGUGGUUGCUCCCAGACUUUGGAACUCCCUUCCUGGAGAAGUUAGACUGGCUCCCUCCUCCUUGUCCUUCUGCAGGCAGGCGAAGACUAUCCAGCAGGCUUUUGGGAAGUGCUGUUUUAAUGAAAGGGCUGCCGCCAUACUGUUUUUAUUGCAAUUAUUUGUUUGGUUUUAGUGGAUGUGCUAGAUGUACACACACUACCAGUGUUAUUGUUUUUAAUAAUAUUGUUUUUUCCUAUGUUUUUAGUGAUUCUUGUUAUUAUCUGUAAACUGCCUUGAGUCCCAUCAAGGUAAUAAUAAUAAUAAUAAUAAUAAUAAUAAUAAUAAUGUUUUCACUUCUGGAAAUGCAGCAGAAUGUAGUGAAAGUUUAUGGUGGGGACUGCCCAGAGGUAUUUAAAUUGUGGGAAAUGGUUUGUGAAGAAGUUGCCAGAAAUACUCAAAUAUAGUGGUACCUUGGUUUACAACCAUAAUCCGUUCCGGAGGUCUGGUUGUAAACCAAAACAGGUUGUAACCCAAGGCAUGCUUUCACCAAUGGGGCCUCCAAAAAAGAAAAGGAAAAAAAAGAGAUGUAAUUUUAAAAAAAGGGUUGUAAUCCAAAAAAGGGGACACACACUUCUAGGUUUGACAUGGUUGUAAUCCAAAACAACGGUUGCAAACCAAGGUAGCACUGUAUCCCAUCCCAGCUUUACCACAGAUUUGUUUACGAAAUCUAUGGCACGAUCAGCUUAAAAGGGUUCAGCUUCCAGGAACUUUUAAUGUGGAUGCUUUUGACAGCCAGAAUUUCAUUUGCCCCGAAAUGGAAAAGCUUAUGGGACUGGCAACUUUUAAUUUGGUCUGAAGUUUAGCGUUAACUGGAAAAAAAUACCACAUGCCAAUGGGCUCUGAGGGUCAUGCAUGGUUUGGUGUGAUUUUUAUCAUGCAUACAACAAAUACAGAUACAGUGGUACCUCAGGUUACGUACGCUUCAGGUUACAUACGCUUCAGGUUACAGACUCCACUAACCCAGAAAUAGUGCUUCAGGUUAAGAACUUUGCUUCCAGAUGAGAACAGAAAUCGUGCUCCGGCGGCACGGCAGCAGCAGGAGGCCCCAGUAGCUAAAGUGGUGCUUCAGGUUAAGAACAGUUUCAGGUUAAGAACAGACCUCCGGAACGAAUUAAGUACUUAACCUGAGGUACCACUGUACACAGGACUCCCAUCACUAGAAGAUUGGCUUUUCUCAUGGUCCUAACCUGAUUUAAAUCUCUUCCAGAUAUACUGUGCUGCCUUUUUUUGUAUUUGUACUUCCAUUAUUAUUAUUUUUAAAAUCUUUAUUAAUUUAAUUUACACACAUAUACAAAGAAUUUACAAAGAAUUUACAAUCUCAUACUACAAAAAGGAAAUUUUAAAAAAACCAAUUAAGAAAAAAGAAGAAAAUACAAAAAAAGAAGAAGAAAAAGCAGAUUUACGUUGAUAAAAAACAACUAGGUAAAGGUAAAGGCACCCCUGCCCGUACGGGCCAGCCGUGUCCGACUCUAGGGUUGCGUGCUCAUCUCGCUCUAGAGGCCGUGAGCCGGCGCCGUCCGAAGACACUUCCGGGUCACGUGGCCAGCGUGGACGAGCUGCUCUGGCGAGCCAGCACCAGCGCAGCACAUGGAAACGCCGUUUACCUUCCCGCUAUAAAGCGGUACCUAUUUAUCUACUUGCACUUAGGGGUGCUUUCGAACUGCUAGGUGGGCAGGAGCUGGGACCGAAAGACGGGAGCUCACCCCGCCGCGGGGAUUCAAACCGCCGACCAUACGAUCGGCAAGUCCUAGGCACUGAGGUUUUACCCACAGCGCCACCCACGUCCCUAACUAAAAAAACAACUAAAUCUUCCUAAUUAAUACUUAAACACUUAAAUAAAAAAGACU
Molecule: messenger RNA, 8011 nt
Organism: Podarcis lilfordi (Lilford's wall lizard)
Lineage: Eukaryota; Metazoa; Chordata; Lepidosauria; Squamata; Lacertidae
Source: the annotation of a GenBank genome assembly